AUGAGCGCGAGGAAGCGCGCCCCCGAGUCUGGGCGGCGGCUGAUCGACUCCUUCCUGGGGCUGCACAACCAGCUGGUCAAGCUGUGCCCCUGGCAGCCAGUUGGGACCAAGGCCAAUGUGCGCCAGGCCAGUGCCAAGCGCGACUUCCCGAAGCUGUUGGGCCUGCUGCCCCUGGAGGUGCAGGUGCCAGUGCAGGCGCUGUUCUCGAUGCCGCUGCCCCCUUCUGGCGGCAAGGCGGGCGGCGGCGGCGCCCCUCCCCCCGCUCUGCUGGUGCCGUCCAGCCCCACCAUAGCCGGGCUGCAAGACGAGGUGCUGCUCAUGACCAGCCUGCAGCGCCCCAAGAAGAUAACAUUCGUGGGCAGUGAUGGCGGCCUGUACCCCUUCCUGGCGAAGCCUAAGGAUGACCUGCGCAAAGACUACCGCCUGAUGGACUUUGCAGGCGUGCUCAACGCGCUGAUGGCGCGCGACCCCGCCGCGCGGCGCCGCUCCAUCGCGCUGCGCACCUACGCUGUCCUGCCCCUGGCUGACGACUGCGGCAUCCUGCAGUGGGUGGACAACCUGGUGGCCUUCAAGUCAGCGUGCGAGGAGGUGUACACCGCGGAGAAGCUGUACAACCGCCGCCAGACGCCCACCCAGAUCCGCAAGCUGUACGACGGAUUCCAGGGCACCCGCAAGGCCGACCUGCUCGCCAGCGUCCUGAGCACCCUGCCGCCCCGCAUGCACAAGUGGCUGCUGGCGCGCUUCCCAGAGCCGGGCGCGUGGCUGGCAGCACGCCUGGGCUUCACGCGCACCGCGGCCGCCUGGAGCAUGGUGGGCCAUGUGCUGGGCAUGGGUGACCGCCAUGGGGAGAACAUCAUGAUCGACGCCACCACGGGUGACAUCAUGCAUGUUGACUUUGGCUGCCUGUUUGACCGCGGCCUCACCCUGGAGGUCCCAGAGAUGGUGCCAUUCAGGCUGACCCAGAACGUGGCGGACGGCUGCGGCGUCAGCGGGGUGGAGGGCGGCUUCAGGCGCGCCGCCGAAUUUACACUGCAGGUCCUGCGCACCAACCGUGGCGCCCUCAUGACGUGCGCGGAGACGUUCCUGGCAGACCCCCUGGUGGAGUGGACCAAGCAGCACAGGGGCGCGGGACAGGAGCUCGACAACCCCAUGGCCAAGGACGCACUGGCGACGAUCGAGGGCCGCCUUAGUGGGACUCUCCUCGGCGUCGCAUCCAUACCCACCAGCCAGGCCCUGUCAGUGGAGGGCCAGGUGGCGCGGCUGAUAUCAGAGGCGGUGGACCACGAGAACCUGGGCCGCAUGUACAUAUGGUGGAUGCCCUGGUUCUGA
Molecule: messenger RNA, 1329 nt
Organism: Monoraphidium neglectum
Lineage: Eukaryota; Viridiplantae; Chlorophyta; Chlorophyceae; Sphaeropleales; Selenastraceae
Exons: 14
Coding region: 1-1329 (442 amino acids)
Biological process (GO): protein phosphorylation; telomere maintenance; DNA damage checkpoint signaling
Cellular component (GO): nucleus
Molecular function (GO): protein serine/threonine kinase activity; protein binding
Source: RefSeq, a predicted model, not a curated record